Molecule: messenger RNA, 1933 nt
Organism: Amaranthus tricolor (Joseph's coat)
Lineage: Eukaryota; Viridiplantae; Streptophyta; Magnoliopsida; Caryophyllales; Amaranthaceae
Exons: 7
Coding region: 149-1519 (456 amino acids)
Source: RefSeq, a predicted model, not a curated record
AGAACCUAAUAGGUAGCAUAUACUCCAUAAGUGAAAAUAAGUCAGUAGUUGAAAAAACGUUUAAAAUCUCACCCAUAUCCAACAAUCAUCAUCUUUGUAGAGCACAAUCCUGUCCUGGAUAGCUCUACUGUGAUAUUAACUGGCGUUAAUGGCUGCCUUUCUACAACCUCUGACAUUUCUUCCAUUUCUACCUUCCCCAAACUCUGAUUUCAAUUUUACGCGUUCGAAUCCCACCAGAAGUAGAAGAUUAAGGAAAGCUAAUGUUUUGAUUAUGGAAGCUAACUCCAGUAGUGAAAUUACCGACGCAAAAUCGACUAAAUUGAUCACUUUUCUGGGUAAAGGAGGUUCUGGAAAGACCACUGCUGCUGUCUUUGCUGCACAGCACUAUGCAAAAGAAGGGCUUAAAACAUGCCUGGUGACACAUUCUCUGGACCUCACAACCGAAUACCUUCUGAAUUGCAAAAUUGGAACCACUCCAGUCAUAUGUAGCGAUAACCUUUCAGCUGUUAGAUUGGAAACAACUAAAAUGCUCCUUGAUCCUCUUAAGAGGCUAAAGAAAGCAGAUGCUCAUGUGAACGUGACACAAGGAGCACUUGCAGGGAUUGUUGGGGAAGAGCUGGGUGUGCUUCCUGGAAUGGAUUCUAUAUUUUCUGCGCUUUCCCUCGAAAAUUUUGUGGGAACUUUUGGAAUCAAGUCUCUGAGUACUGACUUCAAGAACAAGUUUGAUGUAGUCGUAUAUGAUGGCAUCAGUACUCCGGAUACAUUACGAAUGAUAAGUGCUGCACGUAGUGCAAGGCUGUAUGUUAAGUAUCUACGUAGCAUAGCUGAAAAGACAGAUUUCGGAAGAUUAAUAGGUCCAUCUGUGGUAAGAUUGGUAAAUGAAGCCAUUAAUCUGAGUGGAAGUAGCUCAAAUUUCAAUGGGAAAAUGAGUUCAGAAAUAUGGGAUGCUCUUGAGAGAAUUCUCGAGAGAGGAGCCUCUACUUUUGCAGAUCCUCAAAAGUUUGGCUGCUACAUUGUAACAGAUACGAGCAAUCCACUUUCUGUAAACACGGCAUUGCGUUAUUGGGGUUGUACAAUCCAAGCUGGCGCUAAUAUUUCUGGUGUACUGGGGAUCGCUUCCAAACCGUCUUCUGUAGAGUCUUUGGAAAGUGUCAGAGAGACUUUCCUUCCUCUACCACUUGCUUUCUUUCCAAAUCUCUCGAAAAAUUCUUCCUUGGAUUGGGAUAUGAUACUUUCAGAUAUUGAGAAUAAGAAUGCAAGAGAUCUUCUGCAUCUGCCAUCUGUGAAGCCUAGCAACAUUACGCCACCAGUCAAGUUUGAUCCAUCUAAAAGAAGUAUCACUCUUUUCAUGCCUGGUUUUGACAAGUCAGAGAUCAAACUCUAUCAGUACCGGGGUGGCUCAGAGUUGUUGGUGGAAGCCGGGGACCAGAGACGAGUCAUAGUGUUACCUCGUCAAAUUCAAGGAAAAGUGGGAGCUGCAAAGUCUACAGACAGAAACUUAGUACUUACAAUGCAAUAGAGAUUGUGCCAAGACAUUUGGUGUAGGAAGAACAAGGGGUGGUGAUCAAGUUCAAAACAAAAUUUAUGUUGAAGCUGACCCCUUUCAUGAACGAUAGAAAACAUUUGUUAGUAACUCAACCAUUUUAUAGAGCUGCAUUUGUUCUAAUGCAAGGUGAUCCCAUUUGAUCUUCGGAAUGAAUUUAGUGUUAUUCUCUAGUGCAAUCAUCAUCGAAUGCUUCCGAUAUGACCUUUGUUAGAUCUCCAAUUUAACAAAAAUAAUAAUACUAAUAAAUUAGAUCAAAAAAACUGUUCACUACUAGCAAUGAGCAAAAUCAGAAUAAGAAAAGAGCUUCACAGUCUACAAGCACUGAAAAUAACUACCAAAUAUUGUCUCAAUUCCAUGAUGGCCUUCUCUAAUGUGAAAUAGAAAAAG